AACCAGCAAAUGAAACACAGACCCCAAAAACCCUUUUAAAGAUUUUCUCACUGCCACACAGAAUUUGUGGCUGUGAAUUCAUUACCUUUUCUGACGUGUCACACAAAGAAAAACCCCCUUCUUCUGCCCUUCCUCUUUUCGUCCAACUAAGUACACACGAAAAAUCAAGAAAACAUAAAAUAUUGUACCCCAUCUGAAAAAACAACGACAAAACCCAUCAUUUUUUCAGUGAGUUGAAGUUUAUUUAUUUCUUCUGUCUUGCAAGCAACUACAUAUAUAGAAAGAAAGAAAGUGGAGAAAAACUGAGGAAAAACAAAAGAAUGUCUGAAGUUAAACUUUUUGGAAAGACAAUUGUUUUGCCAAUUGAUGAUCUUCGAAGCUCUUCUGUUAACACUACAUCACAUGAUGAUCAGAUCACUUCCGAAGGAGAGUUUACGCAGAGUAAAAACAGAGACGAUUUUGCCAAUUCAACUGUAGACGAGUCGGUUGAACCAGAAGCAUCAUCUGGUAUAAGCGAUGACCCCAAGACACAGGAUGCUGGUAAAGAAACAUCGUCCCCAAAAUCUACCAAGAAGGAAGAUCCAAGUAAGGUACUGAAAAAGCCGGACAAAAUACUUCCCUGUCCGCGCUGUAAUAGCAUGGAAACCAAAUUCUGCUACUAUAAUAAUUACAAUGUCAACCAGCCCCGUCACUUUUGCAAGAAGUGUCAGAGAUAUUGGACAGCUGGCGGAACGAUGAGAAAUGUGCCUGUUGGUUCUGGUCGCCGCAAGAACAAAAGUUCUUCCACUUCAAGUUACCGUCAUAUAAUGGUGUCGGAUGCCCUCCAAGCAUCCCGGUUUGAAGGGAUGAAUCUUCCUACUUUCAGAGCAAAUGGAACUGUUCUUGCAUUUGGAUCAGAUAAAGUACCCCUUUGUGAUUCCAUGGCUUCUAUAUUGAACCUUGCAGAAAAGUCACAUAGCUCUAUUGGGAAUGAUCGAUCAAGUGAGGCUUGUAGUACGACCUCAAAUUCAACAGAAAAAGGGAAUAAUUUUUCCACUACACAUGAUUUAGCCUGGAAAAAUUUUCAGGCGUUUCCACCCCAAAUGCAUCACUUUCCAGGGCCUACUUGGCCUUAUUCGGUGCCACCACCCGCCCUUGCUCCUUCUGGUUAUCCGGUAUCGUUUUACCCUCCAUCCCCCUACUGGGGUUGUACUGUUGCAAGCCCUUGGAAUGUCCCAUGGGUAUCUCCACCGCCCUCGUAUAGCACGAGUCCUACUUCUCCGACCUUAGGAAAACAUUCUCGGGACGAAAGCAGCAUGCUUAAUCCAUCAAACUCGGGGAAAGAGGAUACUUUGAAGGACAAAGGUGGAGAGAGAAGUGUAGUGAUUCCUAAAACAUUGAGAAUUGAUGAUCUAGAUGAAGCAGCUAAGAGCUCUAUGUGGUCUACACUAGGUAUUAAGAACGAGAAGAACGAUUCAGCUAAUGGCUCAUCAAGGCUCUUCAAGGCCUUCAAUUCAAAAGUUGAUGAGACAAACAAUGAAUCCGACACUAAUCUAGUCCUGCAAGCUAACCCUGCAGCCUUGUCCAGAUCACGUAAUUUCCAAGAGACCACGUGAGGAUACCGAGUUCUCAAGUCAAUCCUUCCCUUUGAAGUAGAGGUGUUAUCAGCGUUGUAAAUUAUGUCUUCCAGAUCACAAUUUUGUGGCUGCAACAGUUCCGAAGAACGUCAGUCAAUGCAGGAACUAAAUUGAUCUAAUUGUGCAUCUCUAGGAAGAAAAGCAGAUAACGUGUGCGCACCAAGGGAGAACCUGCCACUAAGUCCCCUUGGUUUGCAAUCCUUCAUUUGUCAUUCAGGAGAAGCAUUUAUAGUUUUGGGAGUUUGUUUAUCUUGUACAUAUAACGUAUAGGGUGCUAAUGAUAUAGAAAAUAAGGCCGACUUCUUGAAUGAACUUCGGUAUGCAACGGAAGAAUCUGGUGAUGUAAAUCUGGAAUAUAUCCUUUUUUGAGAGUCUAUAUAUGAAUCUUUUACUGAC
Molecule: messenger RNA, 2012 nt
Organism: Lycium ferocissimum
Lineage: Eukaryota; Viridiplantae; Streptophyta; Magnoliopsida; Solanales; Solanaceae
Product: cyclic dof factor 1-like
Exons: 2
Coding region: 321-1595 (424 amino acids)
Biological process (GO): regulation of DNA-templated transcription
Molecular function (GO): DNA binding; DNA-binding transcription factor activity
Source: RefSeq, a predicted model, not a curated record